CACACAGAAUACACUACGUGACACAAGACGUGACUUCUGCGCAGGGUUUCAGUUUGACGUGUCCCACUUGGAGCAGGCGGUGGUGCAGCAUUGCUUACAAGGGGAAAUGCAGCAAGAGGAACUCUGAGCUCUGAUCUUCUGUUAUCAGGACAGCCCCAGCUCAUCCCCACUCCUUAUCAGUCCUCACAGAGCUCUCUCCUCUGCCGUGCUGAGCCUUCAUAAAGCCUGCCUUUUUGUGCUAUUGGGGCCAGUCCCACUGGCUUACGUCUUUAUGUAAAGAAGCACUUUGAUAAAUGCUGUUACCUAUGCGAACAAAGCAGGCCUAGUUGUGAUAGGAACACUGAAGAGAGCCAAUGUUGGACCUCAUUAUUCUGAGCAUUCAUUUCUUCAUCUGCUUUCUCAUCUCUGUUGUAAUCUGGUGUGGAUCUAAGGAUGUGGUUUUGCGCAGCUCAAGCAAAGGAACAGUUGAAGCAGAGCCGGAUGGUCUUGUACUAGUUGGAAAAGAAGACGACAUAAAAAACUCCCAAAGAAUAACUGCCAAAGUCAAUGGCAGAGAAGUUGUUGUUUUCUACCAUGAAGGGAAAUUUCAUGCUUUGGACUCUCGCUGCUACCAUGAAGGAGGCCCUUUAAAUCUUGGAGAAAUAGAGGAUAUUGAUGGUCAACCAUGUAUUGUUUGUCCUUGGCAUAAGUACGUAAUUACUUUGGAAACAGGAGAAGGAUUAUAUGAAGGAAUAAACCCUUUGGAGCCAUCACCAACACCUCGGUGGCAGUCAAAAGGAGUAAAACAAAGGAUUCACAAAGUUACAGUAAACAAUGGAAACGUUUAUCUGCAGUUUGGCCCAGAAAAGGAAGAGCAGUGCAGUGGUUGCCUUCCCCUGGCCUGGUUGUAUGUCCCACACUGUUCCUAGCACUGCAGUCUCAGCACCCAGGAGAAUGCCACCUGUGUCUGAAGUUAAAAAGCUGCAGGUGCUCGAGAUGCAGUGCACAUCCCAGGAGGUCAUGUCACCUUCCACUGCUCACCACAUUUUUAAUGAGACUCAGCAUCCAAAGAAAACCUGAAGCUCAAUAUCUGUUAUGAGAUGCAGGUGUUUGUGGCAUGGAAUUUUCAUUGCCAGUUUAGAUGCUCCAGCAGGUGCUAAGCUGAAACAAUGCCUGAUGUUAACCAAAAUAAUGUAAUAAUAAAUUCUUUGUUAUUUUUUUCUGUUGCUUUUUAAAUAACUGAUUGCUGAUCAAUGUAAGGACAUACAUAUUAGAGAUACCUUAACAGUAGAGAAAAAAUACUGGUAAUUAAAAAUAUGUACUUCUCUGUCUUCAUCUCUAAUCACACUGGGUUUCACUUCUGUAACUUGGACAAUGUGAUCUUUGACAGCAGUUAUCUAUUUCUUUGAAUGUCUUUUACAAGAUUCUUCUUUGCUGACUUGUAAGGAUGCUCUUAUCCCCUCUGAUGCCUUCCUCCUAGCCCAAACCUUUUCUUUCAGGAUAACUUGACAAAUUCCUGCACUUAUUGGUGGAUUAUGCAGGCUGAGGGAUUUCCAUUUCUCCAUGUAUUACCUGCUUUGCAUACAGAUUUUUUUAUUAUUAUUUUUUUUAACUUUAUAUUCAUAUUCUGCCUAGGAAAGGGGAGGGAGGUGGUUCUUGUAUGUUGCUGUUUUUCAUGCAAAUAACUUCAACAACUUGUUCACAGGAGAUUUAACUUCUCAUAUUUUUUUCAGUUGUUAUGUAGAAGCCUGGUUUCUUGUCCUAAGAGAUGAAUGGUAUAACAUACUAAAGCAAAUCCAAUUAAUAAAUCCUACACAGUUCUCCUCUGAGGUAGAGGAAAAGCACAGAGAGCUAGUGUUGGAUCCAAAAAGGAUCAAAAAAGGGAUUUGCCAAGAAGAUUGAUGAUGGGAUGUGUUUUGUUUUUUUUUGUUUGUUUGUUUUUGUUUUUGGUUUUGGUUUUUUGUUUUUUUUUUUUGGUCUGGUUUGGUUUGGUUUGGUUUGGUUUUUUUCCCCCCAAAGUCUUUUCAAUGAAUGGUGGAUAGAAUGCAUUUUUUAAGUUAAGUCCAGAAUGGAAAAAUUGUUUUUGAGAACAGUCAUAACAGUAAAGUAUAGUAAGUCAAUAA
Molecule: messenger RNA, 2102 nt
Organism: Anas platyrhynchos (mallard)
Lineage: Eukaryota; Metazoa; Chordata; Aves; Anseriformes; Anatidae
Gene: RFESD
Product: Rieske Fe-S domain containing
Molecular function (GO): 2 iron, 2 sulfur cluster binding
Source: RefSeq, a predicted model, not a curated record